AUGGUCUCCCUCCCCGAGACGAUCAAAGCGCUUCAAGUUCAGGAUGACCGGACUGUUAAGGUUAUAGACCUCCCAUUCGCCUCGCAAGAGAAGGUGCAGAACCUUCCCGAGGACCAAAUUCUUGUGCGCGUUCGCGUUGUCGGAUUGAACCCCACCGACUGGAAGCAUGCUCUCGGCGACUGGGGCUCGGGCGGCACGAUCGCUGGCUGUGAUGCAGCUGGAGACGUUCUCGCCGUCGGCUCAGCCGUAACUCAUAUCACGGUUGGAGAUCGCGUCGCGGCUUUCAAUGAAGGCGGCGCCUGGCAAACUGAUAACGGAGCAUACGCCGAAUACGCCCGCUUCAUCGCAGCUGCAGCCUUUGUCCUUCCGCCCGACAUGACGUACGAAGAAGGCGCAUCGAUCCCCAUCCCACACUACACCUCCGUACAAACGUUCUACAUGCGCUUGGGACUUCCCAAGCCGCUCACGCCAGAGGCUACCGAGUUCAAGAAGCGGGGCGAGAAGAUCCUGAUCUGGGGCGGGAGCACGGCAGUUGGGCACCAUGCCAUCCAGCUGGCAGUGCUUUCGGGGUUGGAGGUUUUCGUGACGGCGUCGCCUUCUGCUCAUGAAGAAGUUAAAGCUCUCGGCGCAUCGCACGUUUUCGACUACAAGGAUCCUGAAGUCGCUUCGAAGAUCCAAGCAGCUGCCGGCGAGAAGGGCAUCAUCUACGCGCUCGAUACCGUUGCAGAGAACGGAACUACGGAUACGACCAUCGAUGCGAUGUCACACACUCGCGAUAGCAAGGUCAUUGUCUUGCUGCCCGUUUCCGACGCGACCCAGAAGCGCCGUUCCAAUGUCAAAGUCGAACUCACUCUCGGUUACACAAUCCUCGGCUACCCCAUCCACUUCGCGCACACCGCGCACUUCCCAGCGAGGCCGGACGAUAAGGCCGCGAUCCAGGCAUACUGCGCCAAUGACAUCCUUCGCGUGCUUGAGGGCUGGAAGGCGGGCGAAGGCGCGCCACGCUUCAAGACACAGCGGUUGCGCGUGCUUAAUCCUGGGUUCGAUGGUCUUGAAGAAGGUCUGAAGAUUAUGCGGGACGGAGCGUACGGUCGCGAGAAGCUCGUUUGCAGAAUCGCUUAA
Molecule: messenger RNA, 1122 nt
Organism: Peniophora sp. CBMAI 1063
Lineage: Eukaryota; Fungi; Basidiomycota; Agaricomycetes; Russulales; Peniophoraceae
Source: the annotation of a GenBank genome assembly